UUGGGCCUAAUCAUCGGAAUUUCCAUGUGUUAUUGCUCCUCACACACACUGCCACAACAAUCCACCUGUCCCUCCUUUCUCCAUUUCUGCCCACCUCCCCCAAGGCAAAGCAAAGAACAUUCCUAAACCGCCCAACCCCUAAAGCCACCUCCGCUUCCUUAAUAUCAGAUCUAAUCCCCCCAAACUGAGCAUGGCGCUAGAAUGGGUAGUGCUUGGCUACGCCGCGGGUGCAGAAGCCCUCAUGGUUCUCCUCCUCACGCUACCUGGCCUCGACGGUCUCCGUAAGGGCUUGAUCGCCGUCACUCGUGGCCUCCUCAAACCCUUCUUGUCGGUGGUCCCGUUUUGCCUCUUCCUACUGAUGGAUAUUUACUGGAAAUACGAGACACGGCCUAGCUGUGAGGGCGAUUCUUGUACUCCUUCCGACCAUCUCCAUCACCAGAAAUCCAUCAUGAAGAGCCAACGCAACGCGCUUCUCAUAGCCGCCGCUCUCCUUUUUUAUUGGCUUCUUUAUUCUAUUACUGGCCUUGUUGUUAAGGUCGAGCAGUUGAAUCAGCGCCUUGAGAGGCUUAAAAAUCGGGAUUGAGUGAGAUAAGUGCCUUUUUUUUUUUCUUUUACAACGCUUGUGUUUGGGCUAAACUUUUUGUUGUGAUGUUUUAAAUUUAUAAUUCCCUCUCUGUUGUGUUUGGCUACUAUGAAGGAUUUUAUUAUCUUACAAGAAUUACAUGGUCAUAUUGUUUAAUCUCUGUUUUCUCAAAUUGUAAUUUGUUAGGCUUUUGGUUAAAAUUAUGCUCUCUUAUGAAUUUGUUUUUGAUUCGACAUAGAUGAUGGCUACUUUUUGAAUUGGAAUUGAGGUUUUGGUAAUAUGUAGCUGCAAUUUUUAAGUAAGAACAAGUUGAUUAUCAUUUGGGAGUGGGUGUAGUAUUCAUAUGAUCGAGUUCAGUGCCUGCCAUUUGUGUAUACUAAUUGAGGCUGAAGUUCAUAGGUGGUUACUGUUCAAUCAGACUGUUUUCAGAACCUGAUGUGUAAUUAGAAGCAUCAAAUCCAUGUCAGGAUGAUCUAAGUAAUUUAUUCUUUAUGUUGUUAUUUUGGUGCUUUCUAGUUUGUUCCAUUAAAAUAAGUAGCAAGUUUAGGAAUUUGGUGGUCGAACAUGGGUUUAGUAAGUUGAAAGAAAUUGAGCAUCACUAUGUGAACUGAGGUGUUGGAGAUUGCGGCUUAAAAUCUGUCCAUUGUGGUUGGUGGUAAGUGUUAAAAGAGGGAAUCCAACAUAGGGAACUUGCUUCUAUAAUGCAUGUCAUACCAAAUGGACAAACUUGAGGCUGAUUUUAGAUUAAAUUAAAUAUUAGUUUGUUUGAAUGAUAUCCAAAUAAUUUAAUAUAAGUUUUUAAGUAUUUUAGAUAUAAAAAAUCAAAUCUUUCAUCUUCGAAUCAGCUUGUGUCCUUGUAAGCGAUUCUAUAAUUUUAAUGUUUUACUCAGUUUUUUCCUUAAAAACAUUUCUAUUUCUUUUAUAGGAUUCUACUUACUAUUUUUCCUUUUGAGUUCCUUCAUGCCAAGUUCCACUUAUUAUUAUUUUUUGAAUAAUAAUCGACUAGAAAUUUAUUAAUAAAAAAAGUAGGAAAACAUAGCUGGAUCCAAAGACUGGGUUCAGGCUUGUUAAAAGAUUAACACACUUUCGGCCUUACUUUUUAAAAACAGAGCAAAAUUCAAAAGACAACCCUAAGUAAAAAAGACAACGCAUUUACUACUAAAGAAAAAGGAAACUUACCGUUAUUAUUUUAGUCGAUUUCAAACAACUGGACGCCUUAUUCUAUCGUCUUUUCACAUCACUUGUCCCAUCUGUUCUGUCGAUAGCCUUUCCAAUAUUUCCUUUGCCUGCUAUCUGAUUCUUUUCUUUCUUCCCAAAACGAGUUUUAGUCUGGGUUCCGUCUCCAUCAUCCCUCCGGAUUCGAAUGGUAAAGAUUUGGAGCCGCUCUCACCAGGUGCGUUUCCUCUCCCUUAAAGUUUCUUCUGCAAGUUUGUGGGCAUAGACAUUUUCUGAUCUGUUAAUAAACUGGAAAUUGAUUUCAUGAAAACAAAUCUUUUUGCUUUGAAUAUCUCUGAUGAUUGCCUCUAUGACUGAUUUGUCUGAUUUCAUUGUUUGGCAUUUUUUGAUAACUGUUUGGGAGUCCUCGAUUAUCGUUACUGAGAGGAGAUCCAACGAGAGUUCUAACUUUAUAGCCUGUAAUCCUGCAUAAGCUUUUGCUGCAAACGGAGAUGGAACGUUUGUGUUCAAAACAGUCUUCGUUGCUAGGAGUGCCCCCAUCUGGCCCCAAACAACCAAGUCCGAUGCCGAUUUGAAAUUUCUUUUGUCAAAAGCUGCGUCAAUCUGAAUCAUCGCCCUGGUAUUUGCACCUUGUUGGCUGUGGCUUCUGUUCGUGUUUAAGAUGAACCACAAUCUGCGGCAGAACAUUCGGCACUGUUUAGAAGUACUCCUCUUAAAGAUCCAGGACAGUGUCGAAAAACAUGAGUGCUAUCUUCUUUCCCAUUUCUGCAGCGAGGACAUAAUACAUUAUUAGUUGCUCGUUUAUGCUUUAGGUUUACUAGGGUAGGGAUAUAGUUUCAUGAUAUUCUCCAUAUUGUAAUUGUAAUUUUUAAAGGUAGCUGUAGAAUCUAGAGCUUUUUGUAGAAUUCCUUUAUAUUGUUAUUAGGACCCAACCUAGCAUCUUGUAAUAGUUUUUAGGCACAUUUGACUGAGAAUUCGCCAGAUGGUUCUCCUUUCCACACUUGAAAACCAUCACGAGCUGUUUCUACUAGAGGGAUUUGCAAAAUUUUUUGAGCUA
Gossypium arboreum is the source of this 2816-nucleotide messenger RNA. RefSeq lists its product as uncharacterized. The record is from RefSeq and is a predicted model, not a curated record. The transcript has 3 exons. Lineage: Eukaryota; Viridiplantae; Streptophyta; Magnoliopsida; Malvales; Malvaceae. Gene Ontology annotation, biological process: intracellular protein transport; endoplasmic reticulum to Golgi vesicle-mediated transport. Gene Ontology annotation, cellular component: endoplasmic reticulum; endoplasmic reticulum membrane. The coding region runs from base 191 to 583 and encodes 130 amino acids.